CGCAGAGAAAGAUAACGCCACACUGCAAAUCAAGCUGGGUAGCAUUGAAAGUAUGCUGCGUGUCCAACGCCAGAACGUCAAGACACUGGAUGCCAAUGUCCGCAAGGCCGAAAGCAAGCUGAAGGAGGCUUGCACAGACUUUGAAAAACAGCGGCAAAUUAUUGUCGAGCUGCACAAGGUUGAGCUGAGCCGUGCUGUGCAAGACAAGGCGUCCUAGCACCGCAAGCCGGUGUUCUGCAGCGGCAGCCUAUAUGUCCAACGUCAAAAUGUCAAAACCCUGUAUGACCAAGUCUGCAAAGUUGAGAGUGAGCUGAAUGUGGCUCGUGCAGAUGCAGAAGCCAAGCAAAUGCUUACUAUCAAGCUGUGCAACAAGGUCAAGACCGUACAAGCGAGAGCCAAGGCUCAGCAGCCAGCGGGAAAUGCGCCGCGCGCUGGAUACUUUGAG
Kickxella alabastrina is the source of this 445-nucleotide messenger RNA. RefSeq lists its product as uncharacterized. Lineage: Eukaryota; Fungi; Kickxellomycota; Kickxellomycetes; Kickxellales; Kickxellaceae. The record is from RefSeq and is a predicted model, not a curated record. The coding region runs from base 53 to 217 and encodes 54 amino acids. The transcript has a single exon.